Molecule: messenger RNA, 1182 nt
Organism: Pseudonaja textilis
Lineage: Eukaryota; Metazoa; Chordata; Lepidosauria; Squamata; Elapidae
Gene: UCK1
Product: uridine-cytidine kinase 1
Molecular function (GO): ATP binding; kinase activity
Source: RefSeq, a predicted model, not a curated record
CCGUCGGCGGCGCUGGGCUUUUCGGGCCCAGCCGGAUUCAUGGCCACCGCGGGCGGCCACGCUUCUAACUGCAGCCCGGCCGGCGAGGCGGAGCGGCCUCACCCGCGGCCCUUCCUGAUCGGGGUGAGCGGGGGCACCGCCAGCGGCAAGUCCACCGUGUGUGAGAAGAUCAUGGAACUGCUGGGUCAAAACGAGGUCGAUCAUCGUCAACGGAAGGUGGUCAUUCUGAGCCAAGACCGAUUCUACAAGGUGCUCACCCCAGACCAGAAAGCCAGAGCCUUAAAGGGGCAAUUUAACUUCGACCACCCAGAUGCUUUUGACAACGAUUUGAUGAAAACGACGCUGAAGAACAUCAUCGAUGGUCAAGCAGUGGAGGUCCCAACGUACGAUUUUGUGACCCAUUCCAGGUUGCCCGAGACCACGAUGGUUUACCCUGCCGAUGUGCUGCUGUUUGAAGGGAUCUUAGUCUUCUACAGUCAAGAAAUCCGAGAGAUGUUUCAUCUCCGGCUUUUUGUCGAUACUGAUUCAGACGUCAGAUUGUCCCGGAGAGUCCUUCGAGACAUGAAACGAGGGAGGGAUCUGGAACAGAUUUUAACUCAAUAUACGACGUUUGUCAAGCCUGCCUUUGAAGAAUUCUGUUUGCCGACCAAGAAAUACGCUGACGUCAUUAUCCCGCGAGGCGUGGAUAAUAUGGUGGCCAUCAACCUGAUCGUGCAGCAUAUCCAGGACAUUCUCAGCGGGGAUCUCUGCAAGUGGAACCGGGCCGCGGUGAACGGACAUGGCCGCUCGUCCAAGAGGCCCUUCCCUGAGCAAGGCGAUAGCCUCCCCCUCCUGGCGCCUGGAAAACGGUCACACCUGGAAUCCAGCAGCCGCCCCCACUGACCACUUGGAAGGCUUGGAACCCACUUCUGGCCCAGCCGGACUUUGCAAACAUUUUGGGGCGGGGGAGGACUGUCCUUAAGGAGCUCACCCCCACCUUUAUUUCAAAGGGGGGAAUUAGCUUUUCUUCCCCCAAACAAGCCCUGGUUUGUGCCGAAAUCCCAGAAUAUACCACAUGGAUGGGCCUUUCCUCCCUUCUUCCCUCCUUCUUUUUCUUCUUCCCUUAAUCCCUUCCUUCCUCUCCCACUCUCCAUCCUUAAUUCUUCGCUUUCCUUUCUUCAUUUAUUCUUCCUUUCUCUUCUU